GGAGAGCUCCGGGGCUCGGCGGAGCGGGUCCCGCCGGACCCGGAGCGGGCUGCAUGCAGCGGCGGCGGCGGCGGGGCCCGUAGGGGCGAGGGCGGGCCGGGUCGGGGCCAGCGCCGCCUCCUCCUCCACCUCCUCCUCCUCCUGUUUCCCUGCCGGUGCCGCGGAGCGGAGGAGCCACCGGGGGCGGGCAGCGGCGGCCCCCGCAUGCGGCCGAGCCCCGGGGCCGCCGCCGCGCCCGGAGCCGCCGCCGCGCCCCGCGGGGGGAUGCGCCCACCCGCGCCCCGCUCCCGCCGCCGCAAAGUUUCCGCGGGCCCCCCCCGUUAACGGGGGUGGGGGGUGGUGGGAAGGGAGCCCUGGGAUAGGAGGAAGAGGAGGAGGAGGAGGAAGGAGGGGGAAACAACCAAACAAAAACCCCUCAAACCAUAAAAAUCCCAAACCGGCCGCUCCCCCCCCCCCCAAAAAAAAAACUUGCUCAACUCGUUCCGGGAAGCUCCGCGCACCGCUCCAUGCUGCGGCGGAGGGGCCGGUGCUGAGCCCCCGGGGCCGCGGAGCCAUGGCCAUGGUGGCCGGCGGCUGGGGCGAGCCCAACGGCGGCGGCGGCGGCGGCGGGGAGGAGGCGGCGUCCCCGGCGGGCGGCGGCAGCGACGCGGAGCACGGCGAGGAGGAACGGGCCGGGGCGGCCGUGGACUGCGUGGUGUGCGGGGACAAGUCCAGCGGCAAACACUACGGGGUGUUCACCUGCGAAGGCUGCAAGAGCUUCUUCAAGCGCAGCAUCCGCAGGAACCUCAGCUACACCUGCAGGUCCAACCGCGACUGCCAGAUCGACCAGCACCACCGCAACCAAUGCCAGUACUGCCGCCUCAAGAAGUGUUUCCGUGUGGGGAUGAGGAAGGAAGCUGUGCAGAGGGGCCGAAUCCCUCCUACCCACUCCAGCACCAGCCCCAACACCAUGCCCAGCAGCGAGUACUUCAACGGGCAGCCCGUGUCAGAGCUGAUCUCGCAGCUGCUGCGUGCUGAGCCCUACCCCGCCGCCCGCUACGGCUCGCAGUACGCGCAGCAGGGCAGCGUCAUGGGCAUCGACAACAUCUGCGAGCUGGCCGCCCGCCUCCUCUUCAGCACCGUGGAAUGGGCCAGGAACAUCCCUUUCUUCCCUGAGCUGCCAGUUUCUGACCAGGUGGCUCUGCUGAGGCUCAGCUGGAGCGAGCUCUUCGUCCUCAACGCGGCUCAGUCGGCGCUGCCGCUGCACAUGGCGCCGCUGCUGGCUGCCGCCGGUUUCCACGCCUCGCCCAUGUCGGCCGACCGUGUCGUCUCCUUCAUGGACCAGAUCCGAAUCUUUCAGGAUCAGGUGGAGAAGCUCAACAGGCUCCAGGUGGAUUCAGCUGAGUACAGCUGCCUCAAAGCCAUCGCGCUCUUCACGCCGGAUGCCUGUGGCUUGUCUGACCCAGCCCACGUGGAGAGCUUGCAGGAGAAGGCUCAGGUGGCGCUGACCGAGUACGUGCGCUCGCAGUACCCGUCGCAGCCCCAGCGCUUCGGGCGGCUGCUGCUGCGGCUGCCGGCUCUGCGCGCCGUGCCCGCUGCCCUCAUCUCACAGCUCUUCUUCAUGAGGCUGGUGGGGAAAACCCCCAUUGAAACACUAAUCAGGGACAUGCUGCUGUCUGGGAGCACCUUCAACUGGCCCUAUGGGACGGGGCAGUAAGGGACAAGCAUCUUCCCCCACCCUUGGGAUAAACCUUGGGGACAUCCAGCAGUUGGACGUGGAUUCCUUCCAGCUACUCCUCACUGAGGAGCCCACUGAACUGCACUGUUCCCCUCGUCCUGCAGCUCAGCUGGCUGCCACAGCAGCCUCCAAAGGCAGUGGGGUCACUGUCCCACCUCUAAGGUACUGGUUGUGCCACCAUCGUUGGACACCGAACUCAUCCGUCCCUGCCCUGACCCUCGGGGACCUCAGAGCAUCCCUGGGACUGAUCCUUUGCUCUGUUCUUGUGUUGCAACUGUGCUGGAGCCCAGGGAGAGGGGGAUAGCAGAGCCUGGCUGCCCCUCCAAUCCUGGAUUUUGGAUGGCAGGAGGCUGGGACAGGAGGGGACACACACACUCCAUGUUCUGUGGGGUCCUACAUCCCCCCCCACCCCCCAAAUCCUGGCCCUGGGGUCAAAACUCAGUCAUUUAAGCCCCUUUGUGCCCUGCCUCAGGGCUACAUCCAGGCUGGAGACUGAAGUGCUGAGCUUGGAGCAGCCCCUUUUUGUGAACUGGGCUUCUCUGUGCUGGGCUGUGUGUCCUCCACCUCUUCUGCAGAAGCAUCUCCACUGUUGGGGUACAGGGAAGGGGUUCAGGGGGUGAGAUGGGGCUGCAUGGGGUGGGGGUGGCAGCAGGCCAUGCAGGGUGCAGAUGAAGCAGUUGCUUUUGGGUGCUGCACAGCAUCCAGCCCCUCUGCCCUGGGCUCACUUGGGGCUUUGUCCCUCCCCUCUCUCCUUGGAAGGCCCAAUCCAGCACCCACCAGUCUCCCCACCCUGGGGGAGAUGGGUGCCAGGAACCUCCCCCCACCCCUCCCCACACUCACUAUGUUCCUGUGCCUCAGUAAUAUUUUCUUAAACCAGGUUUAGGGGGGGAAGAGAAGAUGUUGGAGGGGUCCUAAACCAGGCUGGAAAUGAGAGGGAGUGAUCCUUGUCUCCAGGGCUGAGAGGAAAGGGCACAGGAGUUUGGGAAGGAUGGAUGAUGCCCUGUGUCCUCCCCCCUCCCCUAGGCUCUGCUUGUGGUGCAAGCAGAGGGAGGCAGGAUUAGCUGGGGGCUUUGUCCUUUAGAUUGAUUCACUGAAGAAGAAAAAAGAAGUAUAUAUAAUCCUUGUUCAAUGAUACUAAACAAAUUAACUGAAGCCAAUAAAAGAUGUUUCUUACA
Molecule: messenger RNA, 2892 nt
Organism: Colius striatus (speckled mousebird)
Lineage: Eukaryota; Metazoa; Chordata; Aves; Coliiformes; Coliidae
Gene: NR2F6
Product: nuclear receptor subfamily 2 group F member 6
Exons: 4
Coding region: 554-1696 (380 amino acids)
Biological process (GO): anatomical structure development; negative regulation of transcription by RNA polymerase II; cell differentiation
Molecular function (GO): RNA polymerase II cis-regulatory region sequence-specific DNA binding; nuclear receptor activity; zinc ion binding
Source: RefSeq, a predicted model, not a curated record